Daldinia loculata is the source of this 1183-nucleotide messenger RNA. RefSeq names its product synaptobrevin. The record is from RefSeq and is a predicted model, not a curated record. The coding region runs from base 655 to 1005 and encodes 116 amino acids. Gene Ontology annotation, cellular component: SNARE complex; plasma membrane. The transcript is spliced from 3 exons. Gene Ontology annotation, biological process: vesicle fusion; vesicle-mediated transport. Gene Ontology annotation, molecular function: syntaxin binding; SNAP receptor activity. Lineage: Eukaryota; Fungi; Ascomycota; Sordariomycetes; Xylariales; Hypoxylaceae.
CUGCGCGGCGUCGGGCCAUACGCGUUCUUGCUCAGCCACGAACAAGCUUCGUGGGCGGUUCUAAAAAUCCAUCUGAUAUCUGCUAUUACGGGCAAUUAAGAGAUCGUUUUUCUCGAGCGAAAAUCGGGCGAAGAGAAAAAAAACUGAGGUCAUAAGAGGCUGUUCCAACAUUGUUAUUGGACUGCUGAGACUUGUAAUAACAGUUACCUGGAUACGGGUUACAUGUACUCAGACAUCGGUUUAGCAAACCGACUAACCUAAGCUAUCACAUGACUGUGAUUUGUCGCCUUUGCCGGGGUGAUUGAUGGGGUGAUGCUAGCGCGCCCCUUAGGUACGAGUUUAGUGUAUGAGGUACUAAUUGAAGUACCAGUGUACCAAAAACUUCCAGCGCUCCCAGACAACCAAGCGUCUCGGAUACAACUUUAGCCUUCGCAACUUUCCCAAUUUCUAACUUCCGGCCUCCCUCCAACCUCUCUUUGCUUCUCUCAUUCCCAACUUCCUUUGCCACACCCAUAUCAUCAAACCAAUACCAACUCUCAUCAUCCGCGACAAAAAUACUAUCCGUAUCGUAUUUAUUCCGGCGCCGCUUUCGACCAACAUUCGCUUCCUUAUUGACAAACCUAACCCGACCGUGUUUUAUCACCACUCGCCAAAAUGUCGAACGAAGCUCCCUAUGAUCCUUACAUCCCCAGCGGCCAGGCCGCACCUCAGCAGGGCGGCAACAAUCGAACGCAGGCGUUACAAGCUCAAAUCGACGACACCGUCGGUGUUAUGCGAGAGAACAUCAACAAGGUCUCCCAACGUGGCGAGCGUCUCGAUGCCCUGCAAGAUAAGACCGACAACCUAGCCGUCUCUGCCCAGGGCUUCCGCCGCGGUGCCAACAGAGUCCGCAAGCAGAUGUGGUGGAAGGAUAUGAAGAUGAGGAUGUGCCUGAUUGCCGGUAUCAUCAUCCUAAUUCUAGUUAUUGUCGUCCCUUCCGUCCUCGCAAGUCAGGGCAAGGUCUAAUUUAAUUCCACUGUACAUCACUGGGUACAUCGGGUGCUAAUCGACUUGAUGGCAUGAAUGACGGGUUGAAUCUCGCAGGCUACGAGCAGCAGUAGACGCACAUUGGCGACACCGAACAUGAAAAAAUCUUCGGAAUCGCUAGCACAGAGAGGAGUUUGUCUUUGAUUUGGCCGGUCUU